This is a messenger RNA of Blepharisma stoltei, 963 nucleotides long. Lineage: Eukaryota; Ciliophora; Heterotrichea; Heterotrichida; Blepharismidae. The record is from the annotation of a GenBank genome assembly.
AUGAGUGCAGAAUUUGUUAUUGACAGGUACGGAUUUCGGUCAGCCCCUCAAGCAAGACCACGAAGACCCUCUGACAUCAUCAGAGAAAACGCUAGAAUGGAAAAAUGACAAGAAAUGCUUCAGAGAUGGGAUUACAAUGUCCUCAGGCGCUCAGAAUGGGUCAGAAGAAGAAUCCGGAAAGGCAUCCCAGACUCUUUCCGAGGAAGGGUUUGAGCUGAACUUGCCAAUCUAAAGCAGCUUAAAGAAGAACACGAUGCAGGCUACUAUAGAAGCCUUGCCGAAACUGUCAUAGAAAAUAAAGCUACACGUGAUAUUCAGCUUGACAUAAAUCGAACAUUUCCAGACAAUAUUUUAUUCAGCAAUGAAGGAAUCGGCCAGCAAACACUUUUUAGGAUUUUAAAAGCUUAUGCUCUUCAUGACCCUGAAAUUGGAUAUUGCCAAGGCAUGGGUUUUUUGACUGGAUUAUUUUUAUUUUAUAUGCCAGAAGAGGAUGCGUUUUGGAUGCUCAUCGCUGUAAUGAAAAAAUAUGAAAUGAGGGAGUUCUAUAUGCCUGGGAUGCCUGGAGUCUACAAAGCUUUUUAUAAGGUAAAUGCCUUAAUUAAGCAAUAUCUGCCAGCAUUAUUCAGACAUUUUGAAGAAAUUGGGAUUUCACCAUCUAUGUUUGUGCCUUCCUGGAUAAUGACUUUGUAUAUAAAUUAUUUGCCAACUGAAGUAGCUUUGAGAGUUUUAGAUGUAUUUUUUAAUGAGGGACCAAAAAUAUUAUAUAGGAUUUAUAUUCUUAUUUUUAAAGAAGUUAAGGAUGAGCUAGUAGAAUUGGCGGCUGACAAAAUUUUUAAUAGAGUUAAAACAAUACCGGAUAGUUUUGAUCCUGAUGAAACAAUUAAAAAAGUCUUCAAAAUUUCACUUGGGAGAGCUAGAUUGAUAGACAUAGACAAAGAAUAUGAAAGCUCUCGAGGUAAUUAG